AGAUAACGUUGGAAAUUAAAUCAUUUCCCAGUCACAUUCGGCAGUAGUCAAAAUUUAGGACUUUCCAGAAAUGAAGAAGCAAAUUGUAAAGGAGUUCAUAACAGUGAAGCGGGUGCGCCACCUGCCUCCGGAACCGCCUCCACCUCCACCGCCGCCAAAGAAGCAUGUUCUCGCCGUGGGCAGUUGCACGCUGGACAUGGUCACCAUCGUGGACCUACCACUCGUUCCCGGCCAAGUGCAGCGCACAAAGGAGGGAAGCUGGAGGCGCGGCGGUCCGGCGGCCAACAUCUGCACCGUGUGGCGUCGCUUGGGUCUGGAGUGCGAGUUCCUCGGCGUUCUGAGCAAGGUGCGUGCGUUCGAGAGCCUCCUGAACGGCUUCCAAUCGCAGGGCAUCGACAUAUCCCACUGCCCGCUGACGAACCACCAUCCGGCACAUCGGAGCAUCAUCGUGCAGCGGAACUCGGACACGCGCACCAUCCUCGAGUUCUCCAGCGCCAAGCAGGAGCUCACCUACCAGCAGUUCGUGGGCGCCGUCGACUACCAGAAGUACUCGUGGAUCCACUUCGAGUGCCGCAAUCCCGUCGAGAUCCAGCGCAUGGUCCUGGCUGUGAUUGACUUCAACGAGCGAUGUCCCGAGUCGCGGAUCGUGCUCUCCGUGGACCUGGACAACAUGCGCCCCGCCACCAUGUUGAUGGCCAGCAUGGCGGACUACGUGUUCGCUCGGAAGACCAUGAUGCGCACGUACGCCUUUAUGAACGGUCGCGAGGUGGUCUGGGCAAUUAGGAAUGAGAUGACAGCGGCACGUGCCCAGUGGGAGAAGACACAGCCGCGCAAGAUGCCCUACAUACCACCCGAUCCACUGGCCGAGGACUCCGAGGAGAAGUGCCCGGGUGGGCCGCCGAAUCAGCCCGUCGUCAUGUACAGCAACUAUUUGGAGGGCGCCAGCUGCCUGAUGGCCGAUGACACCUACUUCAAGGUGGGCCCUCAGAUCCCGCAGCGAAUCGUCGACUUGAACUCCGUGAACGACACCUUCUCGGCGUCUGUAAUCUACGCGCUGCACAAGGUGAAGAUGCGAUUGAGGGACGCCCUCGAGUACGGAACUCGGGCUUCGGCGCUCAAGCUGACAGAAAACGGGUUCGAUGUGCUACGAUGCAUGCCCAAGGAUCUAAUUGGUUGCUAUUACGCUUAGUGUGCAGAAUUUUGGAUCGGAAUGAAAUAAAUUGAUGUCUUGUAUACAAUA
Molecule: messenger RNA, 1240 nt
Organism: Drosophila ficusphila
Lineage: Eukaryota; Metazoa; Arthropoda; Insecta; Diptera; Drosophilidae
Product: ketohexokinase
Exons: 1
Coding region: 71-1189 (372 amino acids)
Biological process (GO): fructose metabolic process
Molecular function (GO): ketohexokinase activity
Source: RefSeq, a predicted model, not a curated record